Molecule: messenger RNA, 1201 nt
Organism: Leptopilina boulardi
Lineage: Eukaryota; Metazoa; Arthropoda; Insecta; Hymenoptera; Figitidae
Exons: 4
Coding region: 1-1089 (362 amino acids)
Source: RefSeq, a predicted model, not a curated record
AUGAAAAGACAAGUCUCGGGACUCGUGGGAAGUUUGCGAAGAAGCAGACACUUGGAUUAUGGUAAAUUGAAAUACAUCGCUGAUAAACUUGAUCCAACAGAAUGUCUCUAUCUUAUUGUCUAUUUGACAAAACGAGAUGUUCAUCGAGUAUUACGACAACAACUCGGAAACGAGAAUUUCACGGGAAAUUGGGACGAAAUAUCGAAUUCACAUUGUUUGAAAAGUCUUGUCAAUUGGAACAAGAGAAUACCUGAGUCGUUGUCUCGAAACUUGUUAAAAAAGGCUCUUUAUAAAUUAGGAAAAUUGGAUCUCGUUGCACAUUUCAAUGAAAGAUUGUCGUCUCCAAGUUCUGUAAGAAAAAUAAAACAAAAUGAAUUUCAUAGAAAUGUCAACUCCAGGAGAAAUUCUAAUAAGAAUAAAGAAGCUGAAAUCAUCAAAUACAGUGAUAGCAAUUUAAUUAUUUAUAUGGUUGCUGGAAGUCUAAUAAUUUUAAUAUUUUUUGGAUUUUUGAUGCUAGCUGUUUACAUUCGAGCGAUUCAUUCUAAUUUCUAUAUAAGGAAUUUUGAAUUUAGAGACAAAAAUAGUAAUAAUUGUUGUCAAAAUGAAGUUUGUGACGGAGUGAAAUUAAACAUUGAUUCAUCCGAGAUUGAAAGUGAAGAUUCUCCAAUGCAAUCGAUGGAUAUUAAACAAAUAAAAAAUACAGAAAAACAAAAGACGAGUAAUUGUCAUAAGUAUUCUAAAAAAAGAAUGAAAUUAUUAUCAUCUCUUUUAAAGAUAAAAAAAUUAUUUACUCAUAAUAAAAAUGAAGAAAAAAAAAGACAAAGUAGAGACAAAAAUAAGAAAGUUUGUGUGACAAAAGAAAUUAAAAGGAAAGCGAGAAAAUGUAAAGAGAAAAUAAAAUCACAAAAUUCAGACGCAAAGAAAGUCGCUUUCCACAAAUUCAAUGAAAUUUGCAUUUGUGAAAUGUGUCAACUAUUUAAUAUUGGAGAAGAUAAAUUUGCUGAAAUUCGGGGAGUAGAUUAUAUUCGAUCACGCGAAAGACUGAGAAGAAAAAUUAGAAAGAAGUGUAAAGAAAAUACUGAGAGGUAAAAAAAUAUAAUUUUCUUUUUUAUAAAACAUUUCCGGUCAAAUUGUAAUGCAGCUUAUAAACUUUAAUAAAAAUGUUUGUAAUUAAUUAAUAAUUUUUUAUUAAUCUAAAUUA